This is a messenger RNA of Closterium sp. Naga37s-1, 1683 nucleotides long. The record is from the annotation of a GenBank genome assembly. Lineage: Eukaryota; Viridiplantae; Streptophyta; Zygnematophyceae; Desmidiales; Closteriaceae.
AUGCAUUUCUCACAAAGUGUCGCACGCGUCGCACAGCUCCAUCAACAGGCGGGAUCCGAGGUCGCGCAGCGUGCAAAAUCAGCAGACGCGCAGCUAGCCACGUCGGCAGAUCCGAUCGCCGAGCAAGCUGGCGGCGAAUCGGCAGUGGAAGAGGUCGGCGCGACGACCGUGUUUCACGGCGAUAAUGACGGCGAUAAUCGCGGCGAGAUCCAUCGUAAUAGCCACAGCGACAGUCUCGGCGAGCAACGCGCCGAUUCCAACCCUUCGUCGGCGUCGCUGGAGGCGGGCGAAGCGGCUGUGGACGUUGGACGAGAGACUGAAGGAGAGAUGGCACAUCCGACGGUGGAUUCAGGCCAUCCAACGGUGCAGAUGGAUCGUUUGGCGAUGGACAUUGGCCAUCCGUCGCAGCGAUCGCUGGACGAGAGGCUGAAGGAGGGCGACGUGGAGGCUCUAGAGGUGAGGCUUAAUGUGUUUCUCAAGCGUCCAAUGAACACCCUUUUCCAGCGAUUCCCCCUCCUCCAAUCCCUUUCCUCGCUCUCUUCCCCUCCUCCCCGUUUCCCCACUCCCCGUCCUCCCCCGUUUUUCCGCGCGCAGAUUCCGAUGGAGUCGUGGCGCGCGUUCGAGGAGGCGUGGCAGGGGGUGAUAGCGGCGGGCGGCGAGGAGAAGCUGUCGCCGCCCAAGGAGAUCGUGUGGCUCAACGGCGCGCCUGGCGCGGGGAAGGGCGCUAACACGCCCUUCAUCCUGCGCACGCGCGGAUUCGAAGCGCGCGCCAUACAAGUGAGCGACCUGUUGGGCGGCAAUGAGGACGUGGCGGCCAUCAUGAGGAGCGGAGGGCUCGUCUCCGACUCCAUGGUGCUGCAGAUCGUGCUGCAGCGCAUCCUCACGCUCGGCAACACGCCAGCCAUGCUACAGGACGCGGAUCACGGGGAGGUGGUGGCGAAUCCCGAGGCGGGCGGCAAAGUGGCCGGCGCUGUGGUGGAUGGGUUUCCACGCACGACCGUGCAGGUGGACUUCAUCAAGAUGCUCUAUGACAGGCUAAUGGAGCUACAUCACAAGUACCUCAACACGCCCCUGGAAGCACAGUUCCCCCGACCCAUCUUCCGUAUCGCCGUGCUGUACGUGGAGGAGGAGGAGAGUGUGCGGCGGCAGUUGGCACGGGGCAGGGCGGCCAUUCAGCACAACCAGCGGGUGGUGGACAGCGGGAUAGGGGAGCUGCAGGAAGUGCGGGCAACGGACCUGUGUGAGAAGUCGGCGCGGCGCCGUUACCACAUAUUCCGCCAGCACUACGACACGCUGCUGCGCCUUAAGGCCUUCUUCCCCUUCCACCUCAUCGACGGCAUGGGCACGCUUGCGGAGUGCAGAGAGCAGAUAGAGAAGGAGCUGCAGUAUCAGAGCGCGUUGGAGCUCAACCUAACCACGUUCCGAGCCAUCAGCCACAUUCCCCUCGCCUCUGACAUAGCCAAGUACGCACGUCAGAACAUGGUCACUCGCCUCGACAGCUACCAACAGAAGGACCCUGCCACGUUCAAAGAGGUAAUUGCAGUGAUCGACUCGCAGGUCAUCCCCAUCAUCCGCCGCUCUGCCCUCUCAGGCUUUGCCAUCUUCAACACCGAGCUCCCUGUGUUCUUUGACCGACCAGGUAUGCAUUCCCUUCCGAGGUGCCUCAAGAUUAAGUUUCCUUAG